Messenger RNA from Terrapene triunguis (Three-toed box turtle), 1151 nucleotides. It is a transcript of the gene COPS7A, whose product is annotated as COP9 signalosome subunit 7A. The coding region runs from base 130 to 957 and encodes 275 amino acids. The transcript has 8 exons. Gene Ontology annotation, biological process: COP9 signalosome assembly. The record is from RefSeq and is a predicted model, not a curated record. Lineage: Eukaryota; Metazoa; Chordata; Testudines; Emydidae. Gene Ontology annotation, cellular component: COP9 signalosome.
CCCGGAUGUGGCUUCUCUUGGGAGGCGGAGUACCAUAGAGGAGGAAAAACAGCGCUAGGUGCGGGAGGCCCUGAGCUCCCCGCCGGCAGCGCGUGGUGGGGCCGGGCCGGGCCGCGCUCGGCGGGUGGCAUGGCAGCCGAGGUGAAAGUGACGGGGCAGAGCCAGGAGCAGCUCCUGUUGCUGGCCCGGUCGGCUCGCGGGGCGGCCCUGGUCAGCCUCAUCCACCAGGUGCUGGAGGCGCCCGGCAUCUACGUCUUCGGGGAGCUGCUGGAUCUGCCCAACGUCCGAGAGCUGGCUGAGAAUGAGUUCUCCUCCGUCUUCCGUCUGCUCACCCUCUUCGCAUACGGGACAUUUGCUGAUUAUUUAUCUGAAGCUGGGAACCUCCCUCCAUUGAGCGAGGCUCAGAAGAACAAGCUGAGGCACCUGUCAGUGGUCACUCUGGCUGCCAAGAUCAAGUGCAUCCCCUAUGCAGUGCUGCUGGAACAGUUGCAGCUGAAGAAUGUGCGGCAGCUGGAGGACCUAGUGAUUGAGGCCGUGUAUGCAGAUGUGCUGCGUGGGAGCCUGGACCAGCGUAAUCAGCGUCUUGAGGUUGAUUACAGUAUCGGGCGAGACAUCCGCAGGGAGGAGCUAAGCACCAUCACCCGCACAUUGCAGGAGUGGUGCCUAGGCUGUGAGGUUGUCCUGUCGGGGAUUGAGGAGCAGGUUAGCCGAGCCAACCAACAUAAAGAACAACAGCUGGGCCUAAAGCAGCAGAUAGAGAGUGAGGUGGCAAAUCUGAAGAAGACAAUUAAAGUGACGACAGCAGCAGCUGCAGCAGCCACAUCUCAGGAUCCAGAGCAGCAUCUGACAGAGCUCAGGGAGCCAGCUCCUGGCACCAACCAGCGCCAGACCAGCAAGAAAGCUUCUAAAGCCAAAGGGCUCCGGGGCAGCGCAAAGAUCUGGUCUAAAUCAAACUAGCUGGAUCUCUGAACUCCUGGGAGGGUGAGAGGGAGAAAGCAGGGUUAAAAAGCAGGUGUCCUGAGUAUGACAUUUCUCUACUCAUCCCCAGCAUCUGUCUGUCCAACUAGUUCUUCUGCACGUUCGUUCUUUCCCAUCUGCUCUGUUCCCUCUCUCCUCCAUCCCCUAGCAAUCUCUCCCGUUCCUCUGUUGCC